Molecule: messenger RNA, 1046 nt
Organism: Williopsis jadinii
Lineage: Eukaryota; Fungi; Ascomycota; Saccharomycetes; Phaffomycetales; Wickerhamomycetaceae
Product: MICOS complex subunit MIC26/MIC27
Exons: 1
Coding region: 198-815 (205 amino acids)
Biological process (GO): cristae formation
Cellular component (GO): MICOS complex; mitochondrial crista junction
Source: RefSeq, a predicted model, not a curated record
CAUCGAUACCGGUGUAGUGCUGUGUGUCCUUUACCGUAAAUAUGUGCGAUUCCGACGUUUUCAUUGGCCGGGGACGGUUUGUCCUGUCCAGUGCGAAAAAUCUCACACGAAAUGGCCGGCCAGCACCAAGGGGACAAACACCUCGAAGUGAAUUGCGAUUCAAAGUGGUUGAAAGGUAGUGAUUCCAGGCUUCAACAAUGGCUCCAUCACGUUCAUUCUACGCCGAGGAAAAGGACAUCGCCUUUUCACAAGUUCCUGUGGAAAAGGCCUCUGUGCCUGUGGAGGAAGACACAAUUAAGAAGGAGUUUGUUUCUGGCUAUGAAGUUGAUAGAUCAUCCUUCUUGGAGGAACACACGAAAGUACUACGUGGGAAGCUGAACACGCAGUUGUCCAUUGUGACCGCUGAGUACAACAACCUGAGAUCUGCCGCAAAGAACGAAUGGGAUAACGCCAUCAACAAGAUCACCUCGGUUUAUGACCCAGAGGACAAGUUCUUGCCGAACUUCAACUACGCCUUGACCAUCAUGCUCUCGGGUUCUAUACUGGCUUCAAAGAGCUCACUCCCUGUAAGAUUCAUCACGCCAGUGGUAUUUGGCACAGCUGCUUUCAAGUUCUUCCUGCCACGUACAUUUGCCAACACGUGUAACGCUGUCAAGAACUACGAGGCCAAUAACUAUCCAGACGUUUUAUCCUUCCAAAGAUCAAUUAAGGACUCUCUACAGCAGCUGGAGAAACAAGGUUGUGACCUCCAAAGAAAUGCCAACGAACAACUGGUGAAGCUUGUGCAUGAUGUCAGAGUAAGCCUGACAAAAUGAAGCCUUUUGGAGCUACAAAGAACGGAGAUCCUAGAGCUAAGAACAAGAAAAUAUACAGACAGAAUCAAUCAUACAUUCCAUAUCUUAUUUGAAAAUUUUGACACUCUGCUUGUUGUGCCAUUCAAUAAUGUCGACCACCAUCAACAGUUCCUUGUGAAUAGUUCAUUUGCGUCGCUUGUUGGUUGUAAUGCCUGUAUCCACCAUUAUUCUCCCACUGAUAGCCAUUGUCGU